CGCCGCUCCCUGACCCGGAAGCGCUCGGCGGCGGCGGGGCCACUUCCGGCGGGUGCGGGCCGGGCCUCGGGCGGCCGCGCUCCCGCGGGUCCACCGCCGCCGCUGUCAUGGGCAAGAAGCACAAGAAGCACAAGGCCGAGUGGCGCUCGUCCUACGAGGAUUAUGCAGAUGCACCACUGGAGAAGCCUCUGAAGCUGGUGCUCAAGGUGGGCGGGAGUGAGGUGACGGAGCUCUCAGGCUCAGGCCACGACUCGAGCUACUACGAGGACCGGUCAGACCAUGAGAGGGAGAGACACAGAGAGAAGAAGAAGAAGAAGAAGAAGAAGUCGGAGAAGGAGAAGCAUCCGGAUGACGAAGAGCGGAGGAAGCGGAAGGAGGAGAAGAAGCGGAAGCGGGAGAAGGAGCACUGUGACACAGAGGGAGAGGCCGAUGACUUCGACCCCGGGAGGAAGGUGGAGGUGGAGCCGCCCCCCGACCGGCCCGUGCGCGCUUGCCGGACACAGCCAGCCGAGACCGAGAGCACGCCCAUCCAGCAGCUCCUGCAGCACUUCCUCCGCCAGCUGCAGAGAAAAGACCCUCAUGGGUUCUUUGCUUUUCCUGUCACGGACGCAAUCGCUCCUGGAUAUUCGAUGAUAAUAAAACACCCAAUGGACUUCGGCACAAUGAAAGACAAGAUUGUAGCCAAUGAAUACAAGUCAGUCACAGAGUUUAAGGCAGACUUCAAGCUGAUGUGCGACAACGCCAUGACCUACAACCGGCCCGACACGGUGUACUACAAGCUGGCGAAGAAGAUCCUGCACGCGGGCUUUAAGAUGAUGAGCAAAGAGCGGCUGUUAGCUUUGAAGCGCAGCAUGUCGUUUAUGCAGGACAUGGAUUUCUCUCAGCAGGCAGCUCUCUUGGGCAGUGAGGACGCGGCCGUUGAGGAGCCCGUUCCUGAGGCUGUGCCUGUGCAAGUAGAAACUGCCAAGAAGUCCAAAAAGCCGAGUAGAGAAGUCAUCAGCUGCGUGUUCGAGCCUGAAGGGAAUGCCUGCAGCCUGACGGACAGCACCGCAGAGGAGCACGUGCUGGCCCUGGUGGAGCACGCGGCCGACGAGGCCCGGGACAGGAUCAGCCGGCUCCUCCCGGGCGGCAAGAUGGGCUACCUGAAGAAGCUUGGAGACGGGAGCCUGCUCUACAGCGUGGUGAAUGCAGCUGAGCCAGAUGCCGAUGAAGAGGAGACGCACCCUGUGGACCUGAGCUCGCUCUCCAGCAAGCUGCUCCCGGGCUUCACGACGCUGGGCUUCAAGGACGAAAGAAGAAGCAAAGUCACGUUCCUCUCCAGUGCCAGCACCGCGCUCUCCAUGCAGAAUAACUCUGUAUUUGGCGACUUAAAGUCGGAUGAGACGGAGCUGCUGUACUCGGCCUAUGGGGAUGAGACGGGUGUGCAGUGUGCACUGAGCCUGCAGGAGUUCGUGAAGGAUGCUGGGAGCUACAGCAGGAGGAUGGUGGACGACCUUCUGGACCAGAUCACCGGCGGAGACCACUCGAGGGUACUCUUCCAGCUGAAGCAGAGGAGAAACGCUCCCCCAAGACCCCCGGACGAAGUGAAGGCGGGGGACCCCCUGGGGGACAGCAGCUCUGUCUUGGACUUCAUGUCGGUGAAGUCGUACUCUGAGGCCUCUCUGGACGUGUCCGUGCUCAGCUCUCUGGGGAAGGUGCAGAAGGAGCUGGAGCGUGAUGGCAGCCACCUGACCCUGGACGAGGCGGCAAAGCUGCUGCAGGACCUGCAGGAGGCGCAGGCGGAGCGGGGCGGCUCCCGGCCCUCCUCCAACCUCAGCUCCCUGUCCAACGCCUCCGAGAGGGAGCCGCACCCCCCAGGCAGUCCCCACCUCAGCGUCGGGGAGCCGCCGGACGCGGCGCACGACCCUUACGAGUUCCUGCAGUCUCCGGAGCCCGCGGCGUCCGUGAAGAACUAGCUGCCGGCGGCCCCAGGGUCUGGCUCCGUGCCAUCUGCAUCUGCAUUCCUGCCGUGAGACAGGCGUCGAUCUCGUCCCCUUCACGUGCAGGGGUGGCUGGGGCAGGACGCCCCUCUGUGCCAUCAGUCGGUUGGCAGAGCCCCGGCAGCACCUGGCGCGGCCCUGAGGGUCCCGAGUGGCCACGGGCACCGGGGUUUGCAGCGGGUGCUGAGCUGAGGGGCCUGCCCCACCUGCACGCCUGGCGAGCCCACCCCUGCACCCCGAGGGCCGUGCAGGGUCGCCAGGCGAGGCAGCUGGACCCCGCCGUGUGAUAUCUGGACCUGAGCAGUGCAGCCCGGGGGAGGGCGAGCUGUCCGGGGGCAGGAAGGUCAGCCAGGGGAUGUCCGGAAUGGGCCUUUCCUGGAGGCUAUUCGAUUGCAGAGUGCUGCAUACAAACCCAAUAAAG
Sciurus carolinensis (gray squirrel) is the source of this 2400-nucleotide messenger RNA. It is a transcript of the gene Brd9, whose product is annotated as bromodomain containing 9. Bases 108 to 1955 code for a protein of 615 amino acids. NCBI's taxonomy places the organism in Eukaryota, Metazoa, Chordata, Mammalia, Rodentia, Sciuridae. The transcript has 16 exons. Gene Ontology annotation, cellular component: nucleus. The record is from RefSeq and is a predicted model, not a curated record. Gene Ontology annotation, biological process: regulation of transcription by RNA polymerase II.